CUGCGAGAGAAGCGGGAAGGAGACGCUGCCCUUCUGAAACCAUGGAGCGCGGCUGCACGGAAGGAAAUUUCCAACUAGGCCCAGACUGUAGAAUCCUGAGGCCCGCAGCAAAGCAAAGCUGGAUUUCAGGGAGAACGUUCUGAACGACGAUCCUUUCCUGCGCCGUGCUCCAGCAAGAGCUGAAGGCCUCUUUCCGAAAUGGCGUUCCAAAGAUCCGAAGGGAUGUCCAUCAUCCAAGCUUUGGCCAUGACCGUAGCGGAGAUCCCGGUGUUCCUUUACACCACCUUCGGUCAGACCGCCUUCUCUCAGCUGAGACUCACCCCGGGCCUGCGCAAGGUGCUGUUCGCCACGGCUCUCGGGACGGUCGCCUUGGCCCUUGCGGCUCACCAGCUGAAACGCCGCCGACGCCGGAAGAAGCAGCUCGCCCCGGAAAAGGCCGGCGCCAAGCCUGCCGGGGUUCCGGUCCCCAUCUUGCCGACGCGGCGGGUCCCUUCCGUGAAAAAAGGCUAUUCGAGCAGACGCGUCCAGAGCCCCAGCAGCAAGAGCAACGACACGCUCAGCGGCAUCUCCUCCAUCGACCCCAGCAAGCACUCCAGCUCUUCGCACAGCCUGGCUUCGAUGGUGGCCGCCAACUCCUCCAGUCCGACCCCAGCUUCUGCUGCACCCUGGGAGGCCCAGCUUUCAGAAGACCCCGGAGCUGCUGGGGACUGCAGUGCAGAAAACCUCUACUUUCAAGGGAUGGAGCUGUUUGAGGAGGCCUUGCAGAAGUGGGAGCAGGCCUUGACCGUCCGGCAGCGGGAUCACACCACCCCCUCGGUCACCUGGGACCACUCUAAAGAAGCGGAGCUGCUGCUGGAAGAUCUUCCGGAAGUCAGGGAAUCCCAGAAAAGAGAGUUUGCGGAGAGGCUGGAAUUCCUCUUGAACCGAGCGUAUCACCUCCAGGAAGAAUUCGGCUCCACCCUUCCUGCCGACAGCAUGCUGGUAGACCUGGAGAGAGCGCUUAUGUUCCCCUUGACCGAGGAGUCUCUGAGACUUCGGGCUGACGACGAAGAAGACAGCUUGACGUCCGAGGACUCCUUCUUCUCUGCCGCUGAGCUCUUUGACUCCUUGCAAAUCGGGGAAAUGCCGUUCCCGCUCUCCAAGCCGGCCGCUGCCUACGAAGAAGCCUUGCAGCUGGUGAAAGAAGGCAGGAUUCUGUGCAGGACUUUCCGAACAGAGCUUCUCGGCUGCUACAACGACCACGACUUCUUGGCGAAGCUGCACUGUGUCCGAGAGGCUUUUCAGGCGCUCCUUCAGGUGGACAGCAACCAGUCGUUUUUUGGGGAAGUGGGGAAACGGAUGGUGAUGGGGCUGAUCACCAAGGCCGAGAAGAACACCACGGGCUUCCUCGAAAGCUACGACGAGAUGCUGCGCUACACGCGGAGGCAGGAGACCUGGCCGACGACGCAGAAGGAGUUGGAAGGGCGUGGGGUGGUUUGCAUGAGCUUCUUCGACAUCGUGUUGGAUUUCAUCCUCAUGGACGCCUUUGAGGACUUGGAGAACCCGCCUUCUUCAGUACUUGCCGUCCUGCGGAACCGGUGGCUCUCCGACAGCUUCAAAGAGACGGCCCUCGCCACGGCCUGCUGGUCGGUUCUGAAAGCGAAGAGGCGACUUCUGAUGGUUCCAGACGGCUUCAUCUCUCACUUCUACUCCGUAUCGGAGCACGUCAGCCCCGUUCUGGCUUUCGGAUUCUUGGGUCCAAAGGAACACCUGGCAGAAGUUUGCGGCUUUUUCAAGCACCAGAUAUUGCAAUAUUUGAAAGACAUGUUUGACCUCGACAUUGUGAGAUACUCAACGGUGUCGCUACUCGCGGAAGACAUUCUCCAGCUCUCCCGUCGCCGCAGCGAGAUUUUGCUGGGAUACUUGGGGGUCGAGACCACCCAGGAGAUGAACGGGACGCUGCCCAGUGACAUUGUGCCCUUGGAGGAGUUCAACUAAGCUCACUCGUGUCGGCCACAAACUUCCUGGCUUUUAGGGGAUUUUCCUUUCGGCGGGAACGGUCUAUCGCCACAACGAAGUGGCUGAAUCAGUGGCAGAAAAUCUCUCUCUCUCUCUCUUCCGUCCCCAGGACAAUUCAGGGCAUUGGCUGACUGCCCAGAUGUUUCUAGCUGCACCUGGAGGCUCGGCAGAGAGCACUCGAGGACACUCGCUGAAUUUGCUGUGUGCUCUCCUGUCGUUCCUCGUUAAUUUUAGGUUUUUAAACGAUAGCAAACACACUUGGGCUCAGCCCUUCUACCGCUCUGCUGAACUUGCAAAAGGGCAUAGCUCACGGGCACGUUCCCUCCGGUUUAAAUGUGUGAGCCGAAAGUCAGGGCAGGGGCGGGAGAGGCACAGAAUGUUUCCUGACACCCCACCCCCCCGCCCGAUUCAAAAAUGAGAGGUUUCCCUUUUGUUCCUUUUUAAUGUGACUCGUUUUGCCGUGACUGUAUGUACAUUCAGGUCCAUCACCUUUCGUUUUGUUCUAACGUUACAAAUUCUGCUCCGUGUGAGGAUCUCUUGAUUGCACGGAAAGAAGUAUGCCUUCCCCUUGCAAGGGGUUAAGCUCAUGUUUCUGUAAAGCACUGAGAAACGGCCCUCGGGAGACAUUGGGAGUUCUGUUCCCACCGUCCUCAGGCAAUGUGGCUGGUUGGGGCAGGAUGGGAGUUGGAGUCCAACAAGGUGGAACUAGAGGAUGCUUUUAUGAAACAGAAAAUUUGUGUGGGAACCCAUGACUUGCGAGGGAAUUAACCAUCUUGCAUAGGUGAGAUGAAAUUCAUGUUUUCCUCCCUGCUCUUAUUGAUCCAGACGCCGGUGACUUCUUUCGUCCACAAGAGGGCAGGUACUAGACCUGGGGAGGAGUUUAUUGGGUUUGGAAACCCCCACCCACCCCGGCAUGUCGUUCCUUUAGGCUCACGGAGUAGGUGGUCCACUGAUCUGAUGCAACCCCACUGAGUGUUACUUGAUACUUGCAAUCCCUCCUGUUCUUACAGACUCAAGCCAGCAGCAAAACCCAGAAGGUUUAUUGUCACUGUUUUAGCGUUGCAGCUCUGGCAGAACGCAUUGCUGUCUUUAGCGUGCAAGUUGGCUCCUUUGCUUGGGAAACCGGUCCGAGUUGGCCCGUGAUUCCCGGCUUGCCAUGGAGGAUCCUCUCAUCUUGUUCCUGAAGCUCACGACAGGCGUUGUGUGCGACGCCCCGCGGGGAAACAAAAACGGGCAGUGGACCCUUCCCGCCAAACCGCAGGAGGCCACUAGCGAGGGAGUACUGACGGCUGGCUGCUUCUCUGAGGUUUAGGAUGGGGUCCCAGCGCUUUCAUAAAGCGCCUAUUAACCUCCAUGCCAUGACCAGGAACCCUGCAGUGCCUUGCACAGCAGCCACAGAGAGGUAGUUUUUCAAAUGAACCGUUCUGGGAAACCCUGGGGAGAAACUUGGUGCGGUGGCGUGGAGGUUUCCUCAACCAUGGCUGGCCUUCCCUCAUGGCGCGAUGGCAUAGCGGAGGGAUUGCCGGCGGCGUGAGGUGGCCUGGUGGUGGGUGGGCUGACUCUUUAGACUCACAGACCCGGUAGGCGCACCGAGGUGUCCCAUAAUCCUCUGCAGAAUACGGCGGAAUCUCAGCACACAGAUUAUUGGGAAGAGGGAGUCUUCUGAAGAUAGAAACACGCAGGCCUUGUUGGGUAGCCCGUGGGAGUUUUUAUAGAGUGUAUAUAGAGUGACUACACAAGCCGCCCUGGUGCCUUUCUAGUAUUUGUUCGUAACAAUCAGUCUCGCGCAACUCCACCGCCUUUCAACAGGCAGUAGCAUCUUUUAACGCACACUGGCAGAUGGGAGAACAUGUGUAGCGUGAGCUGCACUUUGGAAAGCAACACGGGGAAAGCUGAGCGUUGUACAAAAGACAGAUUUUACAGUAUUCGGCGCACCAGAGAGUUGCUGGCAGCAAAUUUUUUAAUCCGUCCAUGCCGUGAGUCUCUGUACGAGGAAGCUCUCGAGUUGUACAAAGAACACAACAAAUCAGAGAGCCUUUGUAUAGCAAAGGAUGUAGCACGAGGUGUUAAUUGUACAAAAUGAUGGGGAACUCGAGGCUUCCUGCUAGUUGUGUAGGUGUUAGUAGCUUGGCAGAAUUCCUCAGCGUAGGAUUUGAGGCGAAGGCUCAGACGGUCUAAUCCUUCCAACCAGCCUUGCCCAACCCAACACUCUUGAGAUGUGUUGGACUACAGCUCCUAUCAUCUGUUAACAUGGGAGCUGUAGUCGAACACAUUUGCUGGGUUGAGCAAGGCUGAUCUGAAUCAUGGGCUUGCGCACACCAGGGGAGCCAAAGCCUCCACUUUUGCUUUAGGACAUACCGUAGGAGCAUGUUUUGCGCAAACUCUGGGGAUUCUGGAUUGUUCUGAACCAAGCUGGGUUAAAAUUCUAAGUGCAUAGCUUAUAAAUAGAUAAAUUAAAGUCUAAAUAAGAACUUUGUUAAAACAAACCAGGAUUAAGCCAUGAUCUGAUAUCUUGGUUUGUUAACCAAUGUUGGUUAGAGUACACCACAGUUCCCCAAGUUUGUAUGUAAUGUGGAUCUGUCAUUUUGUCCUAAACCAGAAACAGAAGCUUUUGCCAUUUCUCCUCCUAGAUGUGAAGGAGAGUGUGCGAGCCUGGAGUGAGCUUGCACCUAAGCCAGCCUUCCUUACAACUUCCAUCACCCCUGACCCUUGGCCAUGUAGUUUGGGGCUGAUGAGAACUGGAAUCCAAGACAUGGAGAUGGGGAAAGAUCCUCUAAACAGAACCAAGCUUAGGAGUUAAACCUUCCCCACCAUCUGAGGAUUAAAGAAUCUGAGGACAGAAACUCAUUUCAGUCUGAGGUGCCUGCCUGCUUGUCUUAAACAGCAAAUAAAGGCCUUGAAAUGGAAACGUAGCUAGGCAACCAUGUGCCAGAAGUUUUUGCCCCGUGGGAACAAUCUGUUGUCGCUGUGUAGACACAAUUCCAGAUGUCUGUGCUUCUUUCCCCUAUGGCAGCCUUCUGCAACCUCAGGUCCCCUGACAUUGUUAGGCUACAGGUUCCAUCAUCCUGAGCCAGCUUGAAUGGUCUGGGAUCAUGGGACUUGUUGUUUAACAAAGCCGAGGGGGUGGGGUGAGGUUGGGAAAAGCUGCCCUUCAGGAACUGUCACCUUGGGCUAGGCCCAAAAUCCAGGAUUUGCAACAAGUACAAGGUUGAACGUGAGCUCCAGGAGACAGCUGCGAAUUUGUAUCACCAGCCCUGACAAAGAGUUGUCUCUUCUUGCUGAGGUCUCUUGAGAUAUUGGCACUCCCCAAAACAGUUUUUGGUGCCCUGUUUCAUCCAAGGGGUGCCCUGUUCCGCCAUGACUCGGGAGCAUUUUCCAAAUUUCAGCCCCCCUUUUGGAACCUGUUCUGUUAGGUUAAACUGUUUUGGAAGGAAGGGGGCACACUGCAUUUUGCACAGUUGAGUUACUUGCUUCGGGAUCUGGUUUCUUCGGAAGCGUGAUGAGGGGUUGCCACCGGAAAGGAACCCCGCCAAGACAGUGGCUGGGCUUUUAGCAUUUGCACACAAAGGCUUGUUAUUGACUGCAGAUCAAGACCCUUUUAAAGCAGCCUUCCCCAGACUUCCGCCCCCUUGGAGUGCAACUCUUGAUGGGAGUUGUAUUCCAACACAUACAGAGGGCACUAGAUUGGGGAGCGCCAUCUUAAAAGAACGGGUGGUUCUUCUCCUUUUUAAAGGACAUUCCCGUGAAAUCUGAAGCUAAUGAAUGUAAUAACUUCUGUGCCUAAUUCUCUUUCCCCCCCUCGUUUUUCUUCUUUAAGCUGUAAAUAGUCAUCUUUUGUUUAUUAUUGCACUGCAUCUCAUCUCCUUUGCAACUAAAACUUUUGUAUCCUGUUAGGAUUUUUGGCACUGAAAAGCAAAGUCAAAUAAACAUUUCCUUCAUUA
This is a messenger RNA of Elgaria multicarinata webbii, 5939 nucleotides long. RefSeq names its product mitoguardin 2 (gene MIGA2). The transcript is spliced from 16 exons. Gene Ontology annotation, biological process: mitochondrial fusion. The coding region runs from base 199 to 1977 and encodes 592 amino acids. NCBI's taxonomy places the organism in Eukaryota, Metazoa, Chordata, Lepidosauria, Squamata, Anguidae. The record is from RefSeq and is a predicted model, not a curated record.